Molecule: messenger RNA, 3065 nt
Organism: Nerophis lumbriciformis (worm pipefish)
Lineage: Eukaryota; Metazoa; Chordata; Actinopteri; Syngnathiformes; Syngnathidae
Biological process (GO): regulation of transcription by RNA polymerase II
Cellular component (GO): nucleus
Molecular function (GO): sequence-specific DNA binding; DNA-binding transcription factor activity, RNA polymerase II-specific
Source: RefSeq, a predicted model, not a curated record
GCGGAAUGUUAUUCCGGGCGGAACGUACGGGAAGGCGUUUUUUGACGCACAAAGAUUUGUUCCUACGGUCUUUCGGGUUUCGGGCUUAUUUCCACUUUCAAGUCUAGGCCUGACCCGCACAUGCAACUCUCCCUCCGCGGUGGUGUGAUGUGAAAAGGUCCACUAGGAUGGAUGAAGAUGUCUCAGAUCAAGCCGGUCCCUCUCUCCCAAUCGCCACUCUGCGCCUUCUGGUUCCACCAAUUCGCCUCGUCUCUGCAGCCAUCUGGAAGACCAUAGAACACAAGAUUGUAUCGGAUUAUGGACUGCUUGAGGAGUUUGUGUUUAUGGUCACUGAAAGAGUUCCUCAGCUUCUUUCAGCCAGACAGCGUGCUGAACUUAUUUUGGGUCUAAGAGCUCGGCUUAUCCUGGAGCUUUGCCGCUCAGAGGAGACUGCCAACUUCCAGGUCAUUCAACCACACCUUGAUCGAAUGCAAGACCUUCAAACUCUUUGGAAAGUGGAGACUGAUAGUGCAGCACCAGAUAUUUGUGACUCAAAUUUUAUGGGCCUGGUGCGAAAUCUUCUGCGAGAUUCUGAAGAAAGAAAGAACUUCUAUCAAGAUGUGUUUCCUGAAGACUUUGGCCCUACUUAUGACAAAGCAAUCCAGACAUUGAUGUGGCUGUUUCUCUCCAGACUUGAAAAGCUUCUUCCAAGUCAGUCUCUCCAUCAGAUCGCGUCUUUGCUCAGUGAUUCUUCUUCAGUUCUGAAAGACUGCUUGAAGUCUUUUACUGCAUCUGAGGGGCUCAAAACCGUGUUGGACACUCACAAAGACCUCAGCCAGUUGGAGGAUGUUGAUUCUUGCGAGGUUGAUAGCGGCAUCUUGUCCGCCUUGUGUCUUCCUCCAGCAAAAAGAGUUGUAAUCGUCAAUGAGCAGACAGGAACGGAUACAGAGAGUCGCCUUGUUUAUACAGUUGGCAAAGAGAUGGAGGUUGAGUCUGAGAACAAAAUGGCCUUUUCUGAAGAGAAUGUGCAAACGCCGUGGUUGGGAAUCAGUAAUGAGGGGAAAGCGGAUGUCGGCACAGAUGGCAUUGAUUGUGAAAUGGACGACCACCAUGAACAACUUUCUGAAACUCUGAUCAUUGGGGAGGAUGGGAAAGUGACAGUGCUUGACAACAUAGGAAAAACGCCAAACAGACGUGGUAGGAAAAAAAAGCGUCUUGCCGAUGAAGACUUCCAAAUGCCAGCUGGUGCAACGGAUCCAGAUAUUGAUUUGCUAAAAAGACCAAUGCGAAAGAACCGUGGGCUCAAGAUGAAACGCCUUCUGUCACAGUGGAGAAAAUCUGAAACACCCACCGACAGUGGUGGCCACAGCCCUGGAAGGUUCUCGGGGUCCCUUGACUCAGCUGAAAGCAAUGACCUGGAUGAGAGAACUUGCAAAGUCUGUGGCAAGGUAGUGAGUCAUGUCAAAUUCAUGGAGCGCCACAUGACUCAGCACUCGAAAGAGCUACAUUACUCUUGCACACUGUGUCAAAGAAGUUACAAGAGUAUUCGGUACUUACAGCAACACAAAUGUCAAAGUGGGACAAAUCAGACUGAAGCCCAGACAGACAAGGAUGUGACCGGUGAAGAAGAGGACAAGUCAUGCAUACGUAUUUGUGAUCCAGCCAAUGAAGAAUUGGCUGCAGACCACCCUGAUUACUCACACGCUGAAGAAAAGAUGUCUGCCAAAGAACUGGGAGAGAACAGCCCAGAUGACACUAAAAGUAUUUUAGACGGUCCAUUCUACUGUCCUCACUGCAGUGUGGAGUUCAAGUGCAAGCAAACGUUUAGGUUUCAUUUAAGAAACAUCUGCUACAACGAGCAACAGGUGGACCCCGAUCAACCCGAUGACAUUAGGCACUGUUUUCGUUGCAAUGAGUGCGACAAGGCUUUCAAGUACAAAUCAACAUUAGACUCCCACAAGCAAACGCACAACCCGCUCUACUGCGAGGUGUGCAUGAAACUUGUGCGUGACUCUGAGGCUUUGUCCAUGCACAAGGAAUCGCACACGCCGUUCCAGUGCAACCAGUGUGAGGAGAACUUCCCUGUGUUCAAGUCACUGCAUAAGCACUACAUUGACGUCCAUAAUCCCACCGAGCCUUUCACGUGCACUCACUGCCAGACGACGUUUGCCAGUUUAAAGCGGUUCAUCAGACAUGAGUGGAAACACACUGGCUACCAGCCGUUUCAGUGCCCCCACUGCACAAAAAGAUUCCGAUCGUAUUCCGACCUUUUGGAGCACCAGAAAAAACACACCAAGGCGUAUCCAUUCCUAUGCUGGGAGUGCGGCAAGAAAUUCCGACAUGGCAUCACUCUGACCAGGCAUGUCGAGCGCGUGCAUCAGUCUGGCGAACCGCUGAGUGAUAAAGCCUUGCCGUCUUUCGCAUGCGCUCAGUGCGAGAAGAGCUUCACCUCAAGGAGAUGCCUCCUGAAACACGAUAACUUCCACCACAAAGGCAUGCGCUUCCCAUGUGAGCACUGUGGAAAGGGUUUUUUCGGUAAAGAUGCUCUUGUGAGGCAUACUUUGAUUCAUACAGGCGAAAGACCUUUCAAGUGCGACGACUGCGACAAGUCUUUCAGAUCUGCCGCAGAACUUAAGAUCCAUCGCAGAUACCAUACCGGAGAAAGGCCCUUUAAGUGUGGCGUCUGUGAAAAAGGUUUUGUCCAGUCGUGUUUUCUCACGCUGCACAUGCGGACCCACACUGGCGAGAGGCCAUAUGUUUGUGUUGUCUGUAACAAAGCUUUUUCCAGUUUACACGGCCUAAAAAGGCAUCGCAGGCUUGUCCAUGCAUAGUUUAUACAACCAAACAGAUCUUCUACAAAUGUCUUCCUUAAUAAGGGAAAAAAAGAGACAUGAGAAACUAAGUUUAAAAAAAAAUCUGCUCAUGAACACUUGACAAGUGCAGAAGCAAAAAGUGACAAUGGAAAGUGUAAAAUGCUUAUAAUGUAGGUGUAUUUUUACAGAAAUGUUUGCUGUAGUUCUACAUAAGGUUAGUAUGUACAAUUGAGAAAACAUUAACUUUGGGAAUAAAUUUUUUUCUUCGACACA